Amoebophrya sp. A25 is the source of this 1698-nucleotide messenger RNA. The record is from the annotation of a GenBank genome assembly. NCBI's taxonomy places the organism in Eukaryota, Dinophyceae, Syndiniales, Amoebophryaceae.
GCAUGAUCCAAAUCUGACCAGAUUUCAUUAACGUGAAGAAGGAAAUGAGCCAUGAGAUCAUAGACGAAGGAAGGUCAGAAUCUAAAUUCAGUGGCUCUGUGGGUAUCAGGUGAAAAACAAAAAUCUAAAUUUCGUCAAGCUCCUUGUCUUUUGACUAAAUGUCCAAGAUCGACACACGUUGCCAAAGAUACCCCGAUUUGAGUGAUUAAGGUCUAGAACCGUGAGAAGACCCGAUUCUUAAUGAGGUUGAACCUAAAUGUGAGGCUGUAGGUCUUUCCACCUUAAAAUGCUUAACGAGCACAUGUUCACUUUGGGUACUGCCUUCUCUGACGACAACGACUUCUUACUUCUUUUUCGCGCUAUUUUAACAAACAGGGAAAAGGGCAACUCGUCUUGCGGGUUCUUCAGACUCACAAAAGUACUAGUUAUUUAGUACAAAAAAGACUCGGACAGAAUGGUGGUCAAGACGGAUUUGUGCAGCUACACCGAGUACAAGAUCUACCCGGGACGUGGUCAGAAGUUCGUCGCCAAGGAUGGUAAGGUUUCCUUCUUCCUCACCGCCAAGGCCGACUCCUUGUUCCACCAGAAGAUCAAGGCCGUCAAGCUCACCUGGUCCCAGGCUUGGAGACGCAUGAACAAGAAAGGUACAGAUUGAUUUGGCUUUGCUUUUUCUCUUUUUUCGGCCACAUUUAGUGGAAUAGCAAAAUUUAGAAGAUUUAGAUUGUCUCUGGCAUAUCGACCCAGAUUUAGGUUCGACUAUAGCAGUGAUUGCGUGUUGCGAAAGUUCGAAAUGUUAGUGUUCUCCGUGGACGCAAAGGCGAAGUCUCAGCUGUAAAAGCUCGUUUGUACCAAAAUAUCACCCAGACUCUUUCCUCAUACUCUCCAAUCUAAAUUCUCUCAGGUAAGCUCGAGGUCAACACUCGUCGUGCCAAGAAGAAGGGCGCCAAGCAGCAGAAGGUACUUAGAAUGUGAAGAGCACCUCCUACUGAUAACGAAGGUAGACGCCCAUCCUCGCAGUUUCUCAUUCUGUCCUGACUGAAGUGUGUAUUGGAAAUGUUGUUUAUCAUUGGUAUCUGACGACGGGUGUCAAGCAAUCUUUCAAAAUCUACGAAAUCAAACCUAAAACCAACAGGCUAUCGCCGGUCUCACCCUCGAGGAUAUGAAGGCCAAGCGCAACCAGCGUGACAACUUGCGUCAGCAGGCUAAGGAGACCGCUGUGAAGGAAGCCAAGGCUCGCCAGACCAAGAAGGCUUCCAAGCCGCAGCAGGCCAAGCCGCAGCAGAACAAGCAGCAGAACAAGGCUCCUCAGCAGAAGUCCAAGGCUGGCGGCGCCGCCAAGAACUUCAAGGGAAAGAUGUAAGAGCAUCAUCUUCUACAACGUCAUCAUCAGUCUGUACUUGGAGAGCCUGAAGCACAACAUUGUCGAUGGUAUUCGAAGCGGCAGUGUGUAGCAGAGUCUUGGGACCGUGACUGUCUAAUUUCUUUCGAAUUCGGAAGCUUGUGGCGGCACAUCUGAUCGCAUCUGAUGCAAGAACAGGAUCGGAUCAUGAACCAAGAACACUCGUUUUGAUUAUCUGAGUCUGAGAAGGAGACGAGUCUGACAAAAGGGGAAUGGUACAGCCGCGCGGCGUGUGUGCCAACAGACGAAAACAGAGAAAGAAUACUGGUGUUCGUGGGCAAACGGCGCCUCUAUUGCAC